Molecule: messenger RNA, 1749 nt
Organism: Bactrocera tryoni
Lineage: Eukaryota; Metazoa; Arthropoda; Insecta; Diptera; Tephritidae
Gene: Gar1
Product: probable H/ACA ribonucleoprotein complex subunit 1
Exons: 2
Coding region: 509-1168 (219 amino acids)
Biological process (GO): snoRNA guided rRNA pseudouridine synthesis; ribosome biogenesis
Cellular component (GO): box H/ACA snoRNP complex
Molecular function (GO): box H/ACA snoRNA binding
Source: RefSeq, a predicted model, not a curated record
GCGUAUUGAGCAAUGGCAAUAAUGUGCAAAGAAAGCAAACGAGAGCAGAUGAUUUCCACGUUGCCACUACGGUCGGCAACGAAAGAAGGGCGGAAAGGUAUUCACUAGUUGCACUAUUAGCGUGUUUACAAUUAUGGGGAAAACGAGCGUGGCCACAUUUUAAAAACAAAAUAUGAAGAAUUUUCAACGACAGCGUUGUCUUUGAUAGUACUUUCUUAUAGGUUAUCUCAACAUUUGUAUAGUUCCACUUCUUAUACUACUACAUGUCCAUAUCUAACUUUUUAUUUGAAAUGGAAAAUUAUGUUGUAAGAGUGGCAACAUUCAUCAUCUUAAAACUCUGAUUUUAAGUUGUAUAUUUAGUCAGGCAACCUUAAAAGACAUAUGACAGCAGUUCCAUAUUUAAAACAAGUGUGGCAAUACUGGUUCUACACGUGUUUGAUAAAUACAGUGUUACUGAAAAACUAAAUUCCUAAAACAAUCGUAUUUAUCAAUAAAAAAUAAAAAGGACAUGUCGUUUAAUAGAGGAGGACGUGGCGGAGGCUUUCGUGGCAAUCGCGGAGGAGGUGGAAAUCGAGGUGGCGGUGGACGAGGCGGAGGCGGUGGUAAUCGUUUCGGCGGCCGCGGAUUCGACCAAGGACCACCUGAUCGCGUUAUUCCUCUAGGCUCUUACAGUUAUUCAUGUGAAGAUGAUCUCGUUUGUAAAGUGGAAAUUGAGGAUGUUCCUUAUUUCAAUGCCCCAAUAUAUUUGGAAAAUAAAGAACAAAUUGGGAAGAUCGAUGAAAUAUUUGGAACCAUACGUGAUUAUUCUGUGACCGUGAAAUUGUCCGAAAAUUUGAACGCAAAAAGCUUUAAAAACCAACAAAAACUGUUCAUAGAUCCGGCGAAGUUGUUACCUAUUUCGAGAUUUUUACCUAAGCCACCACAAAAAAAGGGUAGCAAGAAAAAUAAUCUUAAUGGUGGUGCAGGUGGAGGUCGUGGUGGUGGGUUUGGUCGCGGAGGAGGAGGCUUCCGUGGCGGUAACAGCGGCGGCGGUGGGGGCUUCAAAAGAGGAGGAGGCGGUGGGCGAGGUGGAGGUUUUGGACGAGGUGGAGGCGGUGGACGAGGCGGAGGCGGUGGCGGUGGCGGUGGCGGUGGUAGAGGUAGAGGCGGUGGACGAGGUCGCUGGUAGUACGAACAUUUCAUUCUAUAUUAUUUGGAAAUCGUAUUAUCUGUACAAUUUAGAUUAUAAAAAUAAUAUUUUAUAUGAAAAUGUUUUGUCUUUGGUUUUACUCUUGAUUUUGACUUGCUAUUCACUUGUAUUAUUUGGUCUUUGAAUAUUAUCAGUUUUAGUGAAGAUUUCUGAUAAAACAGGAAGAAAAUUAAAAAAAAAAUCGUUAAAAGAACUCGAUUGCGAUCGGUCAGUGGUACGACUCCGCAUUAACGACUGUGAUUUGCUUGUCAAACGUCAAAGAAGUGAUGCAUUUUUGAAGAGCCUUGUUUCUGGCGACAAAAAGUGAUUUGUUUACAAGAAUGUAAAGCACAAGAGAUCGUCGUCUAAAACUAUGAACCAGCUCAAACCACUUCGAAGACCGCUUUGGAAUGAUUUUAAAGGGAUCGUUUAGUUGAGAAUGGGAGAACCUUCACCUCAAAUUAGAACGCGAAUAACCACUUGAAACAGUUUUUUUGUGAUAGAGAAUUGUAGGUAUCCGGGAAACUCAAUAUUUUUUGUAAAUAAAAUAAACGAAUAAAAAAUAAAUGAAAUUUUGACAA